AUGGGAUCCCCAACCCCACAGCAGUUCCCUCCCCACGCCUUGGAGAUUCUUGAAUCCCUUCCCCAGGCCUCGCGCCCUUGGAGACCCAAGGAAUCAACACCCCCCAACGCCACUCGGGUACCCCAGGGUCUCCCCAGCCUCACCCCCUUUGGGGCCCAAGGGUCCCGCUCUGCCCCUUCGGGGAACCCUCAAGCGUCGCCAAUUCGGAGACUACCCUCUCCUAGGGCCACCGUCUCAGGAAUCCGGGCGUUUGCCCCGCUAACUACUGAGGCACAACAGGGGUCCCUUUGGCCAUUCCCCCACCCUCAGGAACCCGAAUCCACUUUCUCAGCCCCAGUCCCUAGGGGAUCCAGGCAUCCCAAGCCCCAGCUUGAACUCUUUUCUCCCCCGAACCUGACACCCAGCGCAGCGUCAGGGAAAAAGCUAGCAACAGGUGGUUCCCGCUGGGGGCCGCGCCCCCGCACCUGCGACUGUCCAUCCCUGGCGGCCCCGGCCCUCUUCCCUCCCCCUCCUAUGCCACCCCGAUGCCUUCCCCCUUCCCCCCGGCACCAGGGUCAGAGCACGGAAGGACCCUAUAAGCCAGUGACUACUAAAUCUCUUCUGGAGGACCCCGGGCGGUUGCGAAAGGGCGGAGUACAGGGACCUAGGAGUUCAGACCCACAGUCCCCACCCCCGAGCCUGGCAUCAGAGCCCUCAGCUACGCCAUCCCUUCAAGGACCUGGGCAUGGUGAUCCCUAA
Vombatus ursinus (common wombat) is the source of this 738-nucleotide messenger RNA. Its product is annotated as vegetative cell wall protein gp1-like. The record is from RefSeq and is a predicted model, not a curated record. The coding region runs from base 1 to 738 and encodes 245 amino acids. NCBI's taxonomy places the organism in Eukaryota, Metazoa, Chordata, Mammalia, Diprotodontia, Vombatidae. The transcript has 4 exons.